AUGUCUGGGUCUUGCACGGUCAAGACCUGUUGGAUGCGGCUUCCAUCGUUCCGGGUCAUCGGAGAUCUGUUGAAGGACAGAUUCGAUGGCGCUUCUCACAUCACUUCGGAGAAUAGGAGAAACAGGCACAAGUAUGGUUUCCAGUUGAAACCAUUCAACCCAGACCACAAACCUCCAGGUAUCAAGGAUCUCGUCUACUACGAGAUGUCGCCUGGUUUUUGUGAAAAGAACCCAAAACUGGGCAUCCAAGGAACACAUGGGCGGCAAUGCAACGAAACGUCAUUUGGCGUGGACGGCUGUCAAAUCAUGUGUUGCGGGAGGGGUUACAGGGUACAAGAAGUGAUGGUGGUGGAAAGGUGUAACUGCACCUUUCAUUGGUGUUGCGAAGUGAAAUGCGACAUUUGCAGAACAAAAAAGGUCUUGCAUACGUGCAUCUAAACUUUAUACUUCCGGACUAAAUAGUAUAGGAAUUUUAGAGCUGAUUGUACGUAAUUGGUUGUGAUAUUUUUUUAUAAUUACUAGAGCUACUCUACGGAAUGAAGGAACGAGGUGAAAUAAUACAUCUUUGUCGUGCUUUCAUUGCCGUCAGUUUUCAAUAUGUCAACUGUUGUUGCUUCAGAAGGAAAAAUUUCUUCAAACACAUGCUGAUUAUUCAUUUAAUUUUUGUUAAAUUACUUGUUAUUUCACCUAUAUAGUAUAAUCAAGUACCAAAUUUGAAAAGAGCUAAGAGUGUGUAGGAUGUUUCCAUUCCAGUAUUGGAGGAUGAUACGUAUAACCUUAUCUGCCUAUCCUAAAGAUUUCGUGGAGUAGCUCCUCAAAAUUGCCAAGCUCUACAAAAUUUCCGUCGACGCUAAACUUUGCCGAAAUUCGUCGUACUAUAUUUUAGCGACACUAGUGCCAAAAGUGUUCGGAAAAUUCGUCUGAUCAGUAUUAUGAGGUGUGUGUACAAUAAUUCGAUGAAAAGACUGAUAAUAGAAACUCGACAUAUUUCUUCUGUAAAUAGCUAUUUAUUUGAAUCCCUUAGCUCUUAGGUCAAAUCGUGAUACAGUAUUUUUACGACAUUUUAUUUAUUAAUAAAAACUGGAUUGACUCUCUGAAAAAUAUAUCCUUUAGAGAAAAUGUAAUAACUAUUAUUUUUUUGGAAUCUUUGUAUCUACUUCAAAAUACGUAAUCAAAUACUAAUUUUUUUCGAACUACGAGUAACGAAUUGUACCCAAUGCCAUUGAGCUUAGACUUUUCCGAGUUGUUUUUCAUAGAGCAGUCAGCAACAUAGAUGUUAAUCAAAAACCAGUACUACGAAAUUGUGAAUGCAAACCGCAGUUUGGUAUUGAAUUCGUUCGUCUUUCUAAAAAAUGUACAUAUGAAAAUCAGCAUAGAACCGUAUCUCAGUGUAAUAUAUUCUCUAAUUUAUUAUAUUUCUUAU
This is a messenger RNA of Acanthoscelides obtectus, 1423 nucleotides long. Lineage: Eukaryota; Metazoa; Arthropoda; Insecta; Coleoptera; Chrysomelidae. The record is from the annotation of a GenBank genome assembly.